Messenger RNA from Rotaria sp. Silwood2, 927 nucleotides. The record is from the annotation of a GenBank genome assembly. Lineage: Eukaryota; Metazoa; Rotifera; Eurotatoria; Philodinida; Philodinidae.
AUGCAAAUCGUACAACAUCGUCCAGCGCCUUCGCGGCAAGAACAAACAACUAAUCAUUGCCAAAGUGAAUUCAUGCAUUCAAGAAUAACAACACCAAUGUCAAAUCGAGUUUAUCAACCUUUAACAUUUUCUAUAGACGAUCGUCUAUCACAACAACAUUUAACAGAACUUGAUUUAUGUUCAAAAAAAUUAAAAAAAAUAGAAAAACUAUCAAAUGAUAUUAAUUUUAAUGUUGUUUUACUUGAUCAUAAUGAUAUAAGUAAAGUUGAACAUCUUGAUGUUCUUACACAUCUUAUUCAAUUAUCAAUAUCUGAUAAUCGAUUAAUUGAUAUUCGUUUAAUAGGUCGUUUAAAAACAUUACAAAAAUUAAAUCUAUCCAAUAAUUCUCUUGAUUCAAUUGAUUGUAAUAAAAAAAACAAAAGAAAGCAGAAAUUAUUUUCUUAUAUCGAAUAUUUUCUUUUCUUAGGUCUAAAAACUUUACAAAAUCUUGUCAUACUUAAUAUUUCCGGCAAUAAUAUUCAAAAUAUUGGUGCAUUAAAUAGUUGUCAUUCAUUACAAUCAUUAGAUGCAAGUGAUAAUUCUAUUCGACAUAUUGAAGAUCUUUCACAUUUAACAUCACUAAAAUAUUUAAAUUUACAUAAAAAUCUGAUUGAUACAUUAACAUCAAAAUAUUGGUCAAAAUCAAUUCAUACAUUAAUUAUAUCAGAUAAUGAAAUAAAAGAUUUAACUGAAAUUUGUUAUUUAUCAUCAUUGAUUGAUUUAAAUACAUUAUAUAUUCAUAAUAAUCCAUGUUUAUUUGUUAUUGAUGAUCGACAUGGUUGUCAUCAACCAUUUGAUUAUCGUCCAUAUAUUCUUAAUUGGUGUUUAACAAUUCAAAAUUUAGACGGAAUACAUAUUACAAGAAAAGAAAGGUUCAUACAAAAUUGA